This is a messenger RNA of Ctenopharyngodon idella (grass carp), 2911 nucleotides long. RefSeq names its product growth hormone secretagogue receptor type 1-like. Gene Ontology annotation, biological process: hormone-mediated signaling pathway; G protein-coupled receptor signaling pathway. NCBI's taxonomy places the organism in Eukaryota, Metazoa, Chordata, Actinopteri, Cypriniformes, Xenocyprididae. The record is from RefSeq and is a predicted model, not a curated record. Gene Ontology annotation, cellular component: plasma membrane. The transcript has 3 exons. Gene Ontology annotation, molecular function: growth hormone secretagogue receptor activity. Bases 980 to 2020 code for a protein of 346 amino acids.
AAUAGACUUUAAAGAGAAUCUCACGAAAAAUACUUCACACAAAUCAAAAGAAAACAGGAAUGAUAUUUUGCAUAAAGAAAUUUUUUUUUGCAUCGUGACUAUUUUCGCUGUAAUUAAGCUCAUUAACAUAAAUACAAAUACUAAUAUUGUUUAUACUUGCUGUACUUCACAUGCAAAUUUACUUCACAAUUUAAAUCAUUUUUUUAUUAACACUAAUAAAAUACUAAUAAAUGAUAAUACUAAUAAAAAUGAGAUUUGUAUAGAUUAAGAGGGGUUUAAUUAUGAAAACAAUGCAAAAAAUCUAAAUGACAGUUUAUAUAGUUUUUACUCAUUUCAGUUUUAGUUAUUUUAGUACAUAAAUGAAAAAUGAGAAGUGGCUUUGCCAACUAGUUUAAUUUCAGUUAACAUUUAUUUUACAUCACUGAAGUGAAUUUUUUAGUUAAUUAUACAUAAAGUAAUUUGAGUACUACAAAUACUACUAUAGUUUAUACUUACUGUAUUUUACAUUUUCUAUAUAUAAUUAUUUUUUAUGGUGAUGCUGUAAUAAAAAUGAGAUCUGUAUUCAUUAGGAGGGGUUUAAAUGUGCUCAGUUGUCUUGAAAACAAUGCAAAAAAAGUUUCUUUUCAUGCUGCAUGUACUAUAUAUUUUUAUAUUUUUGAUUUUGGUGUGAAUAUUACGAAUAUUGUUCGCUCUUUGAUGAAUUGCUUUUACAUGCAUGUAAAAGUUACAAAUCCGGUCUGUACCAUGAAGAGAUCGGUGUCUUGUGUUUGUCUCUGAAUGUACAGACACCUGUGUGUGUGUGUGUGUGUGUGUGAUUGAGUGAAUUCGAUCUCUUCCUCUGGUCUUGGAGGUGGCACUGAUCUCCAGCGGUGGGCGUCACAGAGAGACAGAAGAGGAGCGGAGAUCCAGCCGUACAUUCAAUAACCGUCCUGCAGCUCUGUACUGAACUCAGUGAUGAUGAAGGCACCGCUCCAGUGACAUGGAUGAGCUGGAAGGUUCUGGAUCUGGAUCUGGUUGGUGCGUGAACUGUGGGAACAGAUCGGAAUGGGAAGACUGGGAACGCCUGUCGCUCUUCGGCGACACCGUGCUUGUGGUCGUUACGACGGUGUGCGUUCCGCUGCUGCUGCUUGGCCUGCUGGGAAACGCCCUAACGAUUCUGGUGGUGUGGCGACGCCCACAGAUGAGAAGCACCACCUACCUGUACCUGAGCAGUAUGGCUGUAUCAGACGUCCUGAUUUUGCUGUUGAUGCCUCUGGAUCUCUAUAAGCUGUGGCGGUAUCGCCCGUGGUUGCUGGGGGACGCCGUGUGCAAGCUGUCGGUGUUUGUGGGAGAAUGCUGCACCUUCUCAUCCAUCCUGCACAUGACUGCACUGGGGGCGGAGCGAUACCUGGCCGUAUGCUUCCCUCUCCGCGCACGCUUGCUCGUGACGAGGAGGCGUGUCCGCGUGCUGAUCGCAGGGCUGUGGGGCGUGGCCAUGCUCAGUGCGGGACCCGCAUUGGCUUUGGUAGGGGUGGAGCAAUUAGAGGCCGGAGCCAGUGAAUGCCGCUGCACGCAGUACGCUCAGACCUCCGGCCUUCUGAAAGCCAUGCUGUGGCUCUCCAACCUCUAUUUCAUUUGCCCUCUCACAAUUCUGACCCUCCUCUACGGCCUGAUCGCCCGCCGCCUGCACCUGCGCGCACACACGCAUCGAGACAAAACACACCACCAGACCCUCCGGAUGAUGGUGGUAAUCGUGCUGGUGUUCAUCUUGUGUUGGCUGCCGUUCCAUGUGAGUCGGACGCUGUUUUCGGUGUCGGACUCCAGUGAUUUGUAUUACAUCAGUCAGUAUUUUAAUCUGGUGUCUUUAGUGCUGUUUUAUGUCAGUGCUGCGGUGAAUCCUCUGCUGUACAACAUCAUGUCCGCUCGCUACCGCGCCAAUGUCCUCGCCAUGCUGCGGUCAAUAGUGGGUUCCACGGACGAGCAGCGCCAAAGGGCCCGCACCUCCCCGCUCACCGCCUCUCACUCCAGCACACACUUCUGACCUGUGUGUGUGUUAGGCUUGAAACAAACUGUACACAAAUAAGACUUUGGAGGGAACUAAUACUGAGGUUUAUUACCACCACAGUAACACAAGAAUGCACUGUAACUGUGUUCAAUGGGGCCACUGGCCAAGCAAUUGUGUGCAUCCGUUCAGGCUUACUUUUUGCAUUUAUGUACUUUCGUACUUUUGCAUUUCUUUACAUUUACUUUUGCGUACUUUUGUAUUUUUGCAUUCAUUUACGUUUUGUAUUUAUGUACUUUCACAUUAGUUUACGUUUUGCAUUUAUGUAUAGUACUUUUGCGUUUUGCAUUUGCGUACUUUCGUACUUUUGCAUUUGUUUACAUUUACUUUUUGCAUUUGCGUACUUUUGUAUUUUUGCAUUUGUUUACGUUUACGCUUUGUAUUACGUACUUUCGUAGUUUUGCAUUCGUUUACGUUCUGCAUUUAUGUACUUUUUACAUUCGUUUACGUUUACGUUUUGCAUUUACGUACUUUUGUACUUUUGAAUUUGUUUACAUUUACUUUUUGCAUUUGCGUACUUUUGUAUUUUUGCAUUCGUUUACGUUUUGUAUUUACAUACUUUCGCAUUCGUUUACGUUUAGCAUUUGUUUACAUUUACUUUUUGCAUUUACGUAUUUUCGUACCUUUGCAUUUGUUCACUUUUACGUUUUUGCAUUUUUGUACUUGCCCUGCAGAUGGACACAUUCGGCAUAAAGGAGCAAGAGUCAUUGUGACUUCUGAUGAAUGACAAAAUAUCUACAAAUGGACAGAGCAUCAUUGAGCCUUUUAGCAACACUAUACAUAUAUUUAAUGUGUGUUUUAAAUUGUAUUUAUUUAUUGUGUUUGAUGCGCUUAUUUCAUGGAUAUCAAAUAAAAGGCAGUUCUUUGUGA